UGGAGAAAUCACUUCUCUGUUUACCCUUGAGGUUGAGUACUAAUUUUAUUACGGUUCCGAUUUAACUACUUUCUGUUGCCAUGGAGGACGAAACACCCGCUAUUGUCGUAGAUAAUGGAUCAGGUAUGUGCAAGGCUGGUUUCGCUGGAGAUGACGCUCCCAGAGCUGUCUUCCCCUCGAUCGUCGGACGACCCAGGCAUCAAGGUGUCAUGGUCGGUAUGGGACAGAAAGACUCCUACGUAGGAGACGAAGCCCAGAGCAAGAGAGGUAUCCUCACCCUGAAGUACCCCAUCGAGCACGGAAUCGUCACCAACUGGGAUGAUAUGGAGAAGAUCUGGCAUCAUACUUUCUACAACGAGCUGAGAGUUGCCCCAGAGGAACACCCCGUCCUUCUGACCGAAGCUCCCCUCAACCCUAAGGCCAACAGAGAAAAGAUGACCCAAAUCAUGUUCGAGACCUUCAACUCUCCCGCCAUGUACGUCGCUAUCCAGGCUGUCCUCUCCCUGUACGCUUCCGGCCGAACCACCGGUAUCGUUCUGGAUUCUGGAGAUGGUGUUACCCACACCGUACCCAUCUAUGAAGGUUAUGCCCUUCCCCAUGCCAUCAUCCGUCUGGAUUUGGCUGGACGUGAUCUUACCGACUACUUGACCAAGAUCCUCACCGAGAGGGGUUACUCUUUCACCACCACCGCUGAGAGGGAAAUCGUCAGGGACAUCAAGGAGAAGCUUUGCUACGUCGCCCUCGACUUCGAGCAGGAGAUGCAGACCGCUGCCAGCUCCAGCUCUCUCGAGAAGUCCUACGAACUUCCCGACGGACAGGUCAUCACCGUCGGAAACGAGAGGUUCAGGGCCCCAGAAGCUCUCUUCCAGCCCGCCUUCAUCGGUCUUGAAAUCCCCGGCAUCCACGAGAACACCUACAACUCCAUCAUGAAGUGCGAUAUUGAUAUCCGUAAGGAUCUGUACGCCAACACCGUCCUUUCCGGAGGUACCACCAUGUACCCAGGAAUCGGUGACAGAAUGCAGAAGGAGAUCACCACCCUCGCUCCCCCAACCAUGAAGAUCAAGAUCAUUGCUCCUCCAGAGAGGAAAUACUCCGUAUGGAUCGGAGGAUCCAUCCUUGCUUCUCUGUCUACCUUCCAACAGAUGUGGAUCUCCAAGCAGGAGUACGACGAAUCUGGUCCCAGCAUCGUCCACAGGAAAUGCUUCUAAGAUGGAUGUUAUCUAUAGGCUACCCUUUGGCUUUGCUGCAACAUUUUGUUGCUACAUUGCUUUAAUUUGCGGCAGCUGUGUUAAGUAGUUAUUUUAUAGCUACCAUGCACCGGCGAUGCUUUGGCUCCUUUAAGGCCUUACAUGAGCUCUGCAAUUCUACAUUAGCCAAGCCGGCUCUUUUGCUGCUGCUAGAUUUUGUGGAACAUGCCCGCCAGACUUUGGUCUGCCAGCUGGGCAUUUUGCCAGCAGAGAUUUGAAAAUCGGACUGAAACGAACUUUGUAAAACGGACUAUCUCAAGGUGUAUAUUUUUGUACUGUGAUGUUUAUGCAGAUUAAUAAGUGAAA
Bolinopsis microptera is the source of this 1553-nucleotide messenger RNA. RefSeq names its product actin, cytoplasmic 3-like. The record is from RefSeq and is a predicted model, not a curated record. NCBI's taxonomy places the organism in Eukaryota, Metazoa, Ctenophora, Tentaculata, Lobata, Bolinopsidae. Bases 81 to 1208 code for a protein of 375 amino acids. The transcript has 3 exons.